This is a messenger RNA of Rhinopithecus roxellana (golden snub-nosed monkey), 903 nucleotides long. RefSeq names its product chromosome 15 C11orf91 homolog (gene C15H11orf91). The transcript is spliced from 2 exons. The record is from RefSeq and is a predicted model, not a curated record. NCBI's taxonomy places the organism in Eukaryota, Metazoa, Chordata, Mammalia, Primates, Cercopithecidae. Bases 1 to 582 code for a protein of 193 amino acids.
AUGCCAAAGGGGCGGCGCGGCAGCCACAGCCCCACCAUGAGCCAGCGGUCGGCCCCGCCCCUCUAUUUCCCGUCCCUGUACGACCGCGGCAUCUCCUCAUCCCCGCUCAGCGACUUCAACAUCUGGAAGAAGCUCUUCGUGCCGCUGAAGGCGGGCGGGGCGCCAGUGGGCGGGGCGGGGGGGGCCCGGUCCCUGCCCCAGGCGCCUCCCGCCCCGGCUCCCCCGCCCCCGCCACCACCAGGCCUGGGUCCCCCCGGCGAGCGCCCCUGGCCCUCGUCCUGGCCCUCUGGCCUGGCCUCCAUCCCCUACGAGCCUCUGCGCUUCUUCUACUCGCCGCCGCCGGGGCCUGAGGUGGCUGUCUCGCCCCUGGCCCCCCGCCCCUCGACCCCCAGGCUCGCCUCUGCCUCCCACCCCGAAGAACUGUGCGAGCUGGAGAUCCGGAUUAAGGAGCUGGAGCUGCUCACCAUCACUGGGGACGGCUUCGACUCCCAGCGCUAUACAUUCCUGAAGGCGCUAAAAGAUGAAAAGUUACAAGGACUGAAGACCAGGCAACCUGGAAAGAAGUCGGCCUCUCUCUCCUGAGGAGCUGCCCACCAGAGCUUGGGCAGCCGCCUCCUUAGGUGUUAGUGCUUAGAUAAUGUGUCCCAUUUGUUGUCAUUUCAAAGAUGGUUAUUUUCUGUUCUGUAUUUACCGCUGUUCUUAUUGCUACCAGCAUGUAUUUCACAUACAGUGCCCGCUUUGCGUGGUAAAUCUCAUGGUCUCUCCUCUCUAUGUGCUGCUGAGUGAGCUCUCUCAUGAGGUCUAGAAGCUGCUGCCCAGCCAGCAUUCAAGGUCUCCCGAGAGACCGGGGAGGGAACCCCCAACACUGUCAUAGUCAUGCAAACCAGAACGACAGAUUAUCAG